Messenger RNA from Anopheles maculipalpis, 3338 nucleotides. RefSeq lists its product as uncharacterized. Gene Ontology annotation, biological process: regulation of small GTPase mediated signal transduction; signal transduction. Gene Ontology annotation, cellular component: cytoplasm. Gene Ontology annotation, molecular function: GTPase activator activity. The transcript is spliced from 6 exons. The record is from RefSeq and is a predicted model, not a curated record. Lineage: Eukaryota; Metazoa; Arthropoda; Insecta; Diptera; Culicidae. Bases 52 to 3318 code for a protein of 1088 amino acids.
UUGGUAGACUAGAAGAAAGUUUGAGUGGCCUUUCCGUACGUGGCAGGUACGAUGACGGAUGUAGAAGAAACUACCAAGGUACGACUGGAUCAGGAAAUUGCUUGCCGGCUGCAGGAUGAACAUCCCGAACAGUUUAUUACGUUGGUACGGAUGCACCUGUCGUUUGAACUGGAUCUCAACACCGACACGGAAAACGAUCCAGCCGGAUUAGAUAAACAGAAGCUGAAGAAAUGGAAAGGCUUUCAUAAGAAGGCGAAGGGUUGUACAUCGGCCAAAGUGACCUCGCCAGAAACGGCAAAAGCAGCACUGACGAGGGCAAACAUCGAUGAUCUGAAACAGCUUAUUGCAUUUCUGGAGCAGGAAGAAAACAUCUCACAGGAAGGAAUAUUCCGCAAAACCGGCUCGCUAACACGCCAGAAUGAGCUAAAAAACUUGCUCUUGCAAGGCAACAUGUUACCGUUGGACGAAACCGGCUACACAGCGCACGAUUGUGCUAGCGUGUUGAAGAGUUUCCUUGCCGAUCUGCCGGAACCACUGCUCACCGAGCUUUACUACCCAGCGUACUGCCAGGUGGCCGAUCUGUUCCAUUCUAAGGAAUCCUCUCAAGCGUCACGCGGUGAAGAUCGCUUACUAAACGCACUUCAACUGUUGUUGCUUCUUCUUCCGGAAGAGAAUAACAUUCUUCUCCGGCUCAUUAUUGAACUGCUGCAUCGCACAAUUCAGCACGAAGCGACCAACAAGAUGUCGGCCGUGAAUCUGGCCACUCUCUUCACACCGCACCUAAUCUGUCCGCGCAAACAAUCGCCAGAGGCACUGCACACGACGGCUCAGCAUAUGUCCGGUAUCGUAGGUUUUAUGAUCAAAACUGGCGCUCGCUUGUUUCACAUCCCGCCGAAGCUGGCCACCGAUAUACGGGCCUACUUUGUGGAGCAGCGACGUCGUAAAACCAUGUCCCCGGAGCACAUACUGAACGAAUCGACCACAUCGGACUCGGUAGCUAAUACUGUGUACACGUUCGUGGAUCGCGAAAAGACGGCUGAAGCGCACAUAAUGAACUCUACCGACACGGCACUGGCCCAGCUGUACGCUCACAUCCAGAGUUUGCCCGAGUCAUCGAAGAAAAAGAAGCUGGUGAGCAAGUUUAACCGCCAGAAUGGGUACGGUACACCGUUGCAGGUGUUGAUGCAGCGGGAGAAGAAUGGUUCGGGUGGACCUGGACCCGGAAGUGGCGGUGGAUUAAAGUAUCCACGGUCGAUAAGCGAUUCCAUUAAGCGGCACAUAUUCCACAAAUCACUCAUGUCGAGGACACCGAAGCAAAGGCCGGGCAGUGGAAGCCAAACUCCGACCACAUUUCAGACCCCGAGUGGAACGAGCUAUGGCAGCGGUGGUCCAAGGCAGCGCGUUCUUUUCCAAAGUCCUGUCUCCUCGUCCGACUCACCGUCCAGUGUUGGUUCGCCAGCAUGCAUUAAGCGUUGCUCCUCGGUAUCGUCCUCUUCCUCGUCGCUUUCCUCGAUGUCAUCCCAUUCAUCGGGUAACGCCAAUGCCGGCUUCCUGACCCGAACGAGUAGCACUGAGAGUAGCUGCAGUACUUCUAGCUCGUUGGAGCAAAAAUCCAUGCCAAGCCGGGCAACGGAUGUAUCGAAAAGUAUCGAAACCCUUAAACGAAGGUCAUCCGGUGAGUUAGGGGACGAGAAAAUAUCCGCCGAGCAACACUGUGCAAGCAUUGAGAACAAUUCGGACACUUGUUCGGACCAUAAACGAAGUAGAGUUGAGGAACAGCUAGAUCACCCGAUCGGGCGAUCGAAAUCAGCACUGAUGGUACGCUUUGGUGCGGAAACGGUUGCCGGUUGCAAUCUGAUCGAGGACAGCGAACCACCUCCACCGGAGGAUGAUGAAGAUUUUGUAGAGCAGGAAGACGACGAUAUCGAUGGGAGCGAAAACGAGGAUGAGGAAGAGUUUUCCCAUGACGGACACCUACUGUUAGCCGGUGGCGAUGGGAAUCAGGAUGGCGAGGAAGAGGAGGAUGGUUUCGAGGAUAGUGAGCGAAUACUGAGCGAUACCGAGGAGGAUCGGUACGGUUCAUCGAUGUUGGGUGACACUCGCUCCCGGUACCGUUCGGAACCAAAUCUCAGCGCUAUCGGCUAUCAGCAUCGACGCGGCCAUCUGGAUAAAACCCGGUUGAACGAAGAACUUCCCCGGCUGAAAUCAGAUUUAAGCACCGAAAGCACGGAAAUCGAUGGCAAAUCGCGGACAGCAACACCAGGAGGCGGUGGAAGUUCUUCGACCAAGCAGCGUAUCAGUUUCUUCAAGAACAAACUAAUAAAGGGUGUGUCGAUGGGCAAUUUGCGUUUCCCUUUCGGUGGUGAUGCUAGCAAGGGAAGCAAAAAAAGUAUCAACCGAUCGGUUGAACUGUUAGCUCGAACGGGCGGCGGGACAAAGCGAUCGAACAAAGUAACUGCAGCAAUGGUUCGGAAUGAAAGUUUUGCGGAUUGUAGCAUUCUUCCUACGCAACGAUCAGCUGUUCCGAAUACGUCCACCGUGCCCGAUUCAAACUCGGUACAUGCGACCGUUAGCUGGACGGCCAGCUGUCUUACCAGUACGCCCGGACCGGCACAACUCAUGAGCGGGCGCAAUUCAAUGUCUCCCAUCACGAAAAGUACUCAAAGGAUGCCAAAAUCGAUGCAGGAAUCGAUCAUGACACCACGAUCGCGCAAACCAGUCAUGCUGCUGGCCAUGGCGAAUGCAAGCGAACAGCAACAACUCUCGACUACUUGUGCCAGCUUCUCAAGCUUGAAAGAGGAAGAUGAAGAAAUGGACCUCGAACCGCCGGUAGGAGUUUCUGCGCUAACCGGUGGCAACAAUGUGGCCACACCAUCAAGCUACGAUCGAAACAUCAAGCAGCUAAUUAACGACACAGGACUACCAUCGAUCAGCAACGAAGUGGGUCUGCCACCGAUAUCCACCCAUUUCCCAGCGAAAGGUAACAUUGAUCCUGAUUGUGUGGUUGUUCAUGGUGGUGGUGAUGUUGCUGAAGGAGACCAACCGUCUAGCUCUUUGACGAGUCCCUUUCGACAUUAUCUGCUCAGUCGCGGUUUGAUGCCGGCAGAAAGUCCGGCCGACUUAUCGUUCGCCAGCCAGUCGGAUGAUUUUGAAUCAUCGACAGAAAUUCUCGACCAACUCAGCGAGUCUAAGAUGAGCGAAAGUUUGCUGUACUGUAUGGACGGCAACGAACCAAAGGAAAGUAAUACGAAACGGACAGCACCGCUUCACCGAUUACCCGAGCGGGUUGAUUCCGAUCUGGACGAAACGGCUCUUUAACAGGGAAUCAGAUUUCCACA